Molecule: messenger RNA, 2293 nt
Organism: Oncorhynchus gorbuscha (pink salmon)
Lineage: Eukaryota; Metazoa; Chordata; Actinopteri; Salmoniformes; Salmonidae
Gene: znf76
Product: zinc finger protein 76
Exons: 13
Coding region: 153-1808 (551 amino acids)
Biological process (GO): regulation of transcription by RNA polymerase II; central nervous system development
Cellular component (GO): nucleus
Molecular function (GO): DNA-binding transcription factor activity, RNA polymerase II-specific; RNA polymerase II cis-regulatory region sequence-specific DNA binding
Source: RefSeq, a predicted model, not a curated record
UCAGUACGACAAAAACUGACCCUAGAUCAAUCUGGUGACUGGUGGUGUAAUGAUCCAACUCGUUUUCAUACCAUUCAGGUUCCCGGGUGCUUCUGUGGUGCCUGGUGCAUGGCGGUCUGCUGGAGAAAGAGCAUCUGUAGCUGAGCAGAAGGAUGGAGAGUUUGGGAUUGCAAGCUGUUGCCCUCAGUGAUGGCUCCACAGCCUACAUUGAACAAGCCAUCAAAGAUGGCAACCUAGUGGAAGGCGAUACUAUUCAGUUGGAGGAUGGUACUACAGCCUACAUUCAGCAGGUUACUGUACAGCAGAAAGAGCCCCUGCCCUUUGAGGACGGCCAGGCAGUGCAGCUGGAGGACGGGACCACGGCAUACAUCCACCACACACCCAAAGACGGGUAUGAUCCCAGUGCGGUGGAGGCGGUGCAGCUGGAGGAUGGCAGCACGGCGUACAUCCACCACCCCUCGGGCCUGCAGACUGGCAGCACCAUCCUGACUUUGCAGCCAGGGGGUGGCCUGGAGGAGCUAGCUACAGACGACACCGUGGACACAGACACCAUCACCACCCUGGAGAACUACGCCAAGAUGACGGGGUCUGAGGUGGAGGUGGAUGAGACCAUGAGCAGUACCAAUGGACUGCAGGACAUAGAGCCUAUUGUACAGGUGAUGGGGUCGUGGGGUUCCCCUAAGGGUCAGCAGACGGCUGAGAAGACAUUCCGCUGUGACUACGAGGGCUGUGGACGUCUCUACACCACAGCACACCACCUCAAGGUGCAUGAGAGGGCUCACACAGGUGUCCGGCCAUACAGGUGUGAUGUGUUGACGUGUGGAAAGGCGUUUGCUACAGGUUACGGCCUGAAGAGUCACCUACGGACACACACUGGAGAGAAACCAUACAAGUGUCCUGAAGACAUGUGCUUCAAGGCCUUCAAAACCUCCGGAGACCUCCAGAAGCAUGUCCGUACACACACAGGUGAGAAGCCGUUUAAGUGUCCGUUUGAAGGUUGUGGUCGUUCCUUCACCACCUCUAACAUCAGAAAAGUCCACAUCAGAACACACACAGGAGAACGCCCCUACAUGUGCCCUGAACCAUCCUGUGGACGAGGCUUUGCCAGUGCUACCAACUACAAGAACCACAUGAGAAUACACACAGGGGAGAAGCCCUACCUGUGUACAGUCCCUGGUUGUGGGAAGCGAUUUACAGAGUACUCCAGCCUGUACAAGCACCAUGUGGUUCACACACACUGCAAACCUUACACCUGCAACCACUGUGGCAAAACUUACAGACAGACCUCCACGCUGGCCAUGCACAAACGCACCACGCACGGAGACUUUGAGGCCACAGAGGACGGGGAAGAAGCGGUGGAUGACCAAUCACAGGCCUCCUUCCUGGAGGGGGCGGAGCAGAAAGAGGAUGGGUCGGAUUCCCAGGUUAUCAUUGGUUCUCAGGUGGGUCUGUCGACAGAGGACCUACAGGCACUCAGCACGGCCAUCACCAUGGUAACGCAGGACGGCACAACCAUUUCCCUGCCGACCCACCAGACAGACAUGGCCGCCAUGGGACACCACCACAUCACCAUGGUUACAGGGGAGGGCAAGGAGUUGCAGCCGGUUGCCAUAGUGACAUCGGAGGGUAUUAUGACAGGCGGCUUGCAGGGCUCCGGCCCUCACUACCAGCAGGUCGCACUGCUGGCCACGGCUAACGGCACCCAGAUUGCUGUUCAGCUGGAGGAGCAGCAGACGUUGGAGGAGGCCAUCAGCAUGGCGACAGCUGCCAUCCAGCAGGGAGGGCUGGUUCAGGACGAGGACACAUGAGGGGAUCUGCUGAGACACACCUACCUCCCCCAAACAGAGCAUCUUUCCCUGGGUACGACACGGUACCUGCUUAGCGCCAACCAGCUCCACAGCACUCCUGGAGCCCUGUCUCCUGCAACAGGCACAGAGUGAGCAGAACUCCUAUCUCGGAACCAAUCAGAGAGAGACUCCGAGAAGCUGUUGUCAUGGAGACUGGCUUUAGAAUGUUCAGAUGUGAGCAUGAGCAGAUUGAUCUUUCUUUGUUUGUUUUAGCCACAAUACAGUAGCAUACUCAUCCUGCUGCUUCUGAGAAGCAGCACCUGCACUAAAGCUAGCUCCAGUUUGAUUUUACCUCUAGUCUUCAUAAUCAUGAUACAAUAAUGGAUAAAAGCGUCUGCUAAAUGGCAUAUCAUGUUACAAUAAUGGAUAAAAGCGUCUGCUAAAUGGCAUAUCAUGCUACAAUAAUGGAUAAAAGCGUCUGCUAAAUGGCAUAUCGUGAUACAAUA